Messenger RNA from Ipomoea triloba (trilobed morning glory), 5184 nucleotides. RefSeq lists its product as uncharacterized. The record is from RefSeq and is a predicted model, not a curated record. Bases 1 to 5184 code for a protein of 1727 amino acids. NCBI's taxonomy places the organism in Eukaryota, Viridiplantae, Streptophyta, Magnoliopsida, Solanales, Convolvulaceae. Gene Ontology annotation, molecular function: RNA-DNA hybrid ribonuclease activity; nucleic acid binding. The transcript is spliced from 3 exons.
AUGGAUAGGGCCACUCAUAGAAAUGGAGCCCUUGGGAAGAUAAUGAGAGACCUUAAAAAAACCCUAGCUUCUUCUUCCAUGGCAACGCCGCCGGGGGCCAUCUCGGCCACCCUGGCCAAAUCUUUUGCAGACAUCCUCUCCUCAAAUUCCCCUGAUGCAGUCUCUUUCAAACCUCCUGAAAGAUACAAAGGUGUACCAGCCGUCUCCUUUUCGAAAGCUGAGAUUGAUCUCUUUGCUCAAAGAUACAAAUUUGCUUUAGUUGGUAAAUUCCCCCAAGGUCGCCCAUCCAUAGCAACCUUCCGAAAAGCUUUUGAAGCUAUUGGUUUUGGGGGAGUUUUCUCGAUUGGCCUCAUAGAUCAUAAACACCUUCUCCUUAACUUCGACCGAGAAGAAGACUUCCAAAGAUGCUGGCUACGAAAAUCCUGGAUGCUUAAUGGUUUCCUGAUGAAAGUCUUCAAAUGGUCGCCGGAUUUCCGACCAGAUGUGGAGUCUCCGAUCGUCCCUGUCUGGAUAGCUUUAGAAGGUCUCCCAGCUCAUCUCCUAGAUAAACGAGCUCUUUUCACUAUAGCAAAUCUGGUUGGUAAACCUCUCAAAAUCGAUUCGUCAACACUAACUCACAAUCGUCCCUCCGUAGCAAGAAUCUGCGUGGAACUGGAUGUUUCAAAAGAAAGACCAGAUGUAGUCUGGAUCAACAAUGGUGAAUAUGGGGGAUUUUACCAAUCAAUUACCUAUGAGUUCAUUCCAGAUUACUGCUUUGAUUGCAAAAAAUUUGGUCACUUGUCAGCUAUCUGCUUCCAUAAUAAACAGGAUCAGAUUCCUCAAAGCCAGUCAUCCCAGCCUCUUGUUUCUCGCCAACCUCCCCCUGUUGUGGCUCCUCCAAAAAAGCUUUGGAAAAAAGUAAUCCCUCCUAUCAUUCCUAAAGCUCCAGUGUUUGACAUCACCAACCCCCCUCAAUCUUCCUUGCAAGACCUCUCUGCUUCAGAAGAUCCUCAAGCGAGUCUGGUUGAAACUCCUUUAAGCAACCCACCUAUCUCCUCUCCCAAACACCUAGAAUCCAUCCCUCCUUUUAACCAUGCCUUGGACCCGGUUCUUAUUGAUGAUCAUUGUCCUCAACUUUCCCGAAAAUUCAAUUUAGAUAACUCUCAAGGCCAUAUGUCAGAUGGUAAAACUUCCCAGCAACCUUCUUUCAAUGAAGCUUUCGAGACCUUUCGACGAUUUCGUCCCAGUUUCAGGGAAGAAAAGGCGUCCCAGAAAAGACUACUCAAACUCUACACCUUCGGUUACAACUCGGUUGGCCGCUGGGACCCUUACGAGAGUUUCUUUCUCUCAUCGCUGGAAAUGAAGCUCAUGUUCUGGAAUGUCAGGGGUCUUCUCUCUUCACGUCGUAGACUCCGGAGAAUUGUGAGACGUGAAAAUCUUUCUCUUCUUGCUGUUUCUGAACCUCUUAUUUCACUUGAUCAAGCAGAUAUCUUGGCUCGAAGUCUUAAUUUUCACUCUUUUUUCUGUUCUACAAGAUGCAAAUUAUGGCUUUUUUGGCUGGACUCUUUUCAUCUUGAAGUUAUCACUGAUUCUGAUCAAUUUAUACAUUGCCGAUUAUGUUAUCUACCUUGGAACUUCUCUUUUGAUUUUGUUGCAGUUUAUGCUAAACACAGUAGAGGUGAAAGACAGUGCCUCUGGAACCAAUUAAGCAGUAUUCUCUCACUGCCUAACCCUGUUCUAAUAGGGGGAGAUUUCAAUGUCAUUGCUGAAAUUGCAGAAUACAAGGGCAAUGCAACACCAGAUUUGAAUUCUAUAGCAGACUUCUCAUCCUUUAUUUCAUCCCACUCUCUUUUUGAUCUACCCACACUUGGAGGUACAUAUACCUGGACGGGAGUGCGGUCUUCUGGUACCGUUUGGAAGAGACUAGAUCGAUUUCUUCUAAAUGCAGAUUUCAGAGAUUUUUUCUCGGGUGUCACAGGAGUCCUUCUUAACAGAACUACAUCAGAUCACUCACCGAUCAUCUUCUCAGGCUGUAAUGCCAACAUGUCGGCACCUAAACAAUUCAGAUUUCAGAAGAUGUGGACUACUCAUAAGAACUUUCUCGACCUGGUACAAGCAAACUGGCAGGAACCUCAUGAAGGAUAUGGUAUGAGAGCCCUUGCUUUCAAACUUAAAAGACUUAAGUCGAAACUACGAGAUUGGAAUCGAUCAACUUUUGGCAACAUAUUUGAUAAGGUCAAGAAAGCGGAAGAAACAGUCUCUGAAGCUCAGUCUCGUUUCGAUGAUGAACCAAACGAGACAAACAGAGAAACUCUCAAUCGUGAAAAAGCUCUCCUCCUACUUUCCUUAAAACAAGAGGAAAUGUUUUGGAAACAGAAAGCUCGAAUAAAAUGGCUUAGUGAAGGUGAUGCUAAUACAGCUUUCUUUCAUGCAACGGUGAAAGACCGAAUCAGAAAGCAACGCAUUUGUGGAGUUAGAAAUUCUGAAGGACUCAUCCUCACAGAACAACAAGAAAUCCAAAAUGAAGCAGUGAAAUAUUUUUCAGAAUUAUUUAAAGCAGAGGAUUGCUCAAAUAUUCAUGAUCUUCUGGAAUUUAUCCCACCGCUCCUUUCUGAGAAGGAAAAUCAAGCUCUAAGCUCAGUUGUCUCACCGGAAGAAAUAAAAACAGCAGUUUGGGACUUGGACCCAGACAGCACUCCUGGACCAGAUGGUUUCUCUGGAGCCUUCUUCCGUUGUUGCUGGGAUAUAAUCAAACAAGAUGUUCACAUAGCGGUGCUUGAUUUUUCUGCUGGAGUCCCAAUCCCCCAAGCAAUCGCAAGUGCACAAAUUGUGCUCAUCCCAAAAAAAUCAAAUCCUGAAACUUUUGCGGAUUUUAGGCCAAUAUCACUAUGCUCCUUUGUAAGCAAGAUUUUCACUCGCAUCAUAGCAACCCGGAUGCGCAACAUCCUUCCAUUUCUUAUAUCUCCAGAACAAGCUGGUUUUGUUAAAGGAAGGUCGAUUCAAGACAACAUUCUCCUGGCCAUGGAACUCUUACAAUCAAUUGAUAAAAGAUGUCGUGGUUGUAAUGUUGCAAUCAAGCUUGAUAUGAUGAAAGCAUUUGACCGUGUAGCUUGGCCUUUCCUGAAAGCUCUACUUCUCAAAUUUGGCUUCUCUACUUUUUUUGUCAACCUAAUCAUGCAAAACCUCACUGCCACGCGCUUCUCAGUUCUUGUCAACGGAGUGAGUAGCGGUUUCUUCCAACCAUCAAGAGGAGUUAAACAAGGUGACCCCCUAUCACCUUUGCUAUUCAUACUGACUUCAGAAGGACUCUCAAGAGCUUUAGUCAGGAAAGUUGGGACAGGUAUGAUUCAACCAUACAAGAACCCCUCAGCUGCUUGCCCGAUCAUUACUCAUCUUGCUUUUGCAGAUGAUAUUCUUAUUUUUGCAAGUGGAAGCCGAAAAUCCUUGCAGAAUAUAAAGGCUACACUUCAAGAAUAUGAGCAAGCAUCAGGACAGAAAAUCAACUUUUCCAAAAGUUUCUUUGUUACUUCAAAAUUUGCUUCCACAGCAAGAAUCAACACAAUCACUCGAGAGCUUGGUAUGCAUAGACACACUAUUCCUUUCAAAUAUCUUGGAGUCAAUUUGUUUAAAGGAAGAAAUAAAAGCUUUUACUACCAACAUAUCCUAGAUGGGAUUGACAAAAGAUUACUUGGCUGGCAGAGAAAACUUCUUUCUACAGGCGGAAGAAUCAUUUUGAUCAAACACGUCCUAUCAACAAUCCCUUUGUACUCACUGGCUUCGAUACAACUCCCUAAAGGAGUUAUCCAUUCUAUUGAGCAAAGGAUGGCAAACUUUUUCUGGGGUUCUAACCAAGGUCACAAUAAAAGGCAUUGGACUUCCUGGUCCAAACUUUGUUUUCCAGAAAAAGAGGGAGGCUUGGGUUUUAGAUCUUUACCGGCUUUGCAAUCCACUUUUGCUGCCAAACUUUGGUUUUCAUACUGCAAAGGAGGCACCAUAUGGAGUGACUACAUGAGAAUCCUGCAUCCAAACCCAAACAAACCUUCGAGUUAUUCUGACUCAAUAACUUGGCGACGAAUGAAAUCUGUGUCUUCUACAGUUGAGGAUAACAUCACUUUCUUAGAGGAUGAGUUGAUCUGGCAACCUUCUACCUUGGGAUCUUUCACCUUCGACACAGCUUACAACCUCUUCCGUCCAAGUAAGUGUGUCACUUUGUCUUAUUCAAAUAUUUGGUCAAAUUUAAUACCCAAAAAAAUCUCAGUCUUCCUUUGGAGAAUGCUUCAUCGUCAUCUUCCCUUUCCGGAUUGUAUUCAAAAAUUUGGUUUUCACCAACCUUCAGUUUGCCCUUUCUGUUGGAAUGAGAAUGCUUCUCUUGAACAUUGCAUGCGGAGUUGUUCAAGCAUUAUAGAAAUUUGGGUUUAUUUUGCAAACCUCUUCAAUGUCAAUCUUGGUCUUGCCACCUCAGUUCGAACAACAUGCCAUGUCUGGUGGCUAUCAGCAGAACCAGAAGACGGAUGGAGUAAUGUUUCAGCUACCAUUCGAAAAUUAAUGCCUUGCUUUAUUCUAUGGAAUGUAUGGAAGAAGUACAACACUCUGAUUUAUGAAGGAGGGCGCUACUCGCAGGACCGUAUUAUUUGGGAGAUUAAAAAUGAUUUCCUUGCCUUUUCGGUAACCCAUCCCUUUUGUUCCUCAAAAGCCUCCGACCAAAGAUUUAUUGAAGCCGGUCUCGUGACUUCUUUCACUAACCCGAGACCAAAGAAGACCCUUUGGAUUAAAUGGCAACACCCUCCCAUUGGACGCUUAAAGCUCAAUUCUGAUGCUUCCUUUUCAGCAAUCUCUUGUGGAGGAGAAGCGGAAGCUCUUGCUCUUGCCUUUGCUAUGAGAUGGUGUGAUCUGGCAGCUCGUAAACCAACUCUCAUUGAAGUGGACUCCUCAGUUCUUGUCCAUCUCAUUCUUAAUCACGAAGCUCCAAUCCCAUGGAAGAUUAGACAAUCAAUUUUCACCAUUCGACAAUUGCUCUCGUCAUGGUCAUCUUCAAUUGCUCACUCAUAUAGAGAAACAAACAAGGUUGCAGAUUCUUUAGCUUCUUUUGGUUGUAAUCUCCUUUCUCCAUCUGUUUUUUUCACCCCCAUCUCUUUACCUCCUUCUGUUAUCUCUUCUCUUUUGUAUGACUGGAGGGGUCUUUUGACCCCUAGAUUAUCCUCCUAA